Molecule: messenger RNA, 3906 nt
Organism: Polychytrium aggregatum
Lineage: Eukaryota; Fungi; Chytridiomycota; Chytridiomycetes; Polychytriales
Product: P-loop containing nucleoside triphosphate hydrolase protein
Exons: 31
Coding region: 367-3615 (1082 amino acids)
Biological process (GO): vesicle transport along actin filament; actin filament organization
Cellular component (GO): plasma membrane; microvillus; vesicle
Molecular function (GO): actin filament binding; ATP binding; microfilament motor activity
Source: RefSeq, a predicted model, not a curated record
UGUCCUCCUGCCCUGGCUUGGAGCGCCCCUGGUCUUGAUCUUGCAACCACCCAAAGCCAGGGCAGCAGGACAUCAGUCUCCAGCGACACGGCGCGCCGUCGCACAGACGCGUCGACGCACAGAAUUCCGCCGAGCCCGAUCAAGCGACCGCCACAGUUUGUGUGGGAGGGCCGGUGCUGCGCGGGAUCGCUUCUUUUGCUCGCUUCUUCCCUUUGCAUUGGCGUCGGCAGCGCCGUUCUCAGUCGAGCAUCUGUCGAGCAUCUGGCCUGCAUCUGGCCUCGCGCUGUCUCGCCAUCUUCGUCGUCUCGAUCCCCGGGCGAUCCCCAUAAUCAAGCACCACCACCACUCCAUCCACGCUCUGCCGCCAUGGCUUUCCAGUGGUCCUCCAAAAACCAGGCCCAAAACGGCGUCGAAGACAUGGUCCUGCUUUCAAAGGUGACCGACGACCAAAUUACCGAUAACCUCAAGAAGCGAUUCAUGACCGACCUGAUGUACACCUAUAUCGGUUCGUCCCUCGUCGUCUUCAAUCCAUACAAGAAGCUCGGCUACUUCACUGAGAAAGAAAUUGACAUCUACCACGGUUCGGCCGCCUACGAGAACCCACCCCACAUCUAUGCCUUGGCAGACAAAAUGUUCCAGUCCAUGGUGACCGACGAAGAAAACCAAUGCGUUAUCAUCAGUGGCGAAAGUGGAGCAGGCAAGACCGAAUCGGCCAAGCUCAUCAUGAACUACAUCGCCGCCGUCUCUGGAAAAGGCGGCAGCAUGAACACUUUGGUCGAGAACAUCAAACAGAUCAUCCUCGAAUCCAACCCGUUGCUAGAAUCGUUUGGAAAUGCCAAGACUCUGCGCAACAACAACUCGAGUCGCUUUGGCAAAUACUUCGAGAUCAACUUUAGUCGUGGAGGCGCUCCUGUCGGUGGAAAAAUCUCAAAUUUUCUCCUUGAGAAGUCCAGGGUCGUCGGCCCCGGUGUCGGCGAAAGGAACUUUCACAUCUUCUAUCAGAUCACCAUGGCAACGACUGGACAGCUCAAGGAGAAUCUCGGCAUGACCGACCCCAACUACUUUCAUUAUCUCAAUGCCUCACGAGAGUACAAGGCCGAUGGUAUCGAUGACAAGCAAGAGUUUGAGGACAUGAAGAGAGCCAUGGAGGUCUGCAACAUCAGCAAGCAGGAUCAGAGCUCGAUUUUUGAGAUCUUGGCUGGGAUCCUGCAUCUUGGCAACGUUGAUUUUACCGAGGAAGGCAAUAACGCCGCGAUCGCUGACGCUCAGACACUUGAGUUUCCAGCGUACCUGCUGGGCGUCGACUCCAAGCUUCUUGAGGGCAAGCUACUGAGUCGUCUUAUGACAACCGGCGGAUUCGGCCGAAGAAGCUCGGAGUAUAACGUUCCCUUGAAUGCCCAACAAGCUCAAGGAACCCGCGAUGCCUUGGCCAAGGCUCUGUACAGCCGUCUUUUCGACUGGAUUAUCGCGGCUGUCAACUCUGCCCUCGCCACGGUCAGCGCCGGUGCCUCAAAACAGUCUCUUUGUCUCGGUGUUCUGGACAUCUUUGGCUUUGAGAUCUUUGAGAAAAACGGAUUCGAGCAGUUCUGCAUCAACUACGUCAACGAGCGUCUCCAGCAAAUCUUCAUUGAGCUGACCCUCAAGUCAGAGCAGGAAGAGUAUAUGCGUGAAGGAAUCCAGUGGACCCCGAUCGAAUACUUCAACAACAAGGUCGUCGUUGAUCUGAUCGAGAGCAAGAGACCCCCCGGUGUCAUGGCGAUUCUGGACGACGUGUGCUUUACCAUGCACGCUGUUGCCGAAGGUGCCGAUCAGACCUUUGUCCAGAAACUCGACGGCGCGGUUUCCCAGAACAGACACUAUCAAGGCAUGCAACAGCACUUUGUCAUCAAGCACUAUGCAGGCGAUGUCACCUACGACUGCGCCGGCUUUACGGAGGCCAACAAAGACACGCUGUUCAAGGAUCUGGUGCAGCUGAUGAAGUCCACCAAUAAACCUUUUAUUCGCAACCUCUUCCCGGAAGAGUAUGAGGACAACGAUCGCAAGCGUCCCACGACCGUAUCGUUCAAGAUCAGGAACCAAUGCCAGGAGCUUGUAGAGACUCUGAUGAAGUGUACGCCCUCCUAUGUGCGUUGCAUCAAACCUAACGAAACGAAACGAAGCCACGACUGGGACGCCCGGCGUGUCGAGCACCAAGUGCGCUAUCUCAACCUCAAGGAGAAUAUCAAGGUCCGCCGUGCUGGCUUCUGCUACCGCAACACCUUCCAGAAAUUCCUCAAGCGAUUUGCCAUCUUGACACCGGAGACCUUCCCCGCAUGGAGCGGCAAUCCCCACGAUGGCAUCAAGCUGAUCAUGAACAGCGUCAACAUGGAUGCCAAAGAGUGGCAGCUCGGUGCCGCCAAGGUCUUUAUCAAGUCUCCCGAGUCCUUGUUCCUGCUUGAAGAACAGCGCGACCGCAAAUACCACUCCUAUGCGAUUGUUAUCCAGCGCGCCUAUCGCCGGUGGAAGUCGCGAAAGUAUUUCUUGGAGAUGCGCAAGAAGGCGGCCGAGGUCGUCUACGGCAAGAAGGAGCGAAAGCGCUUCUCGGUCAAUCGCGAGUUCCUCGGUGACUACCUUGGCUACUUGAGCAACUCGAUUCUUAAGGCCCUCGUUGGCAAAAACGAGAAGGUUUUCUUUGCCGACUUUGUCCAAAAGUAUGAUCGCAAGUUCAAGCCAACCCAGCGCGAGUUUAUCAUCACCGAGAAUUCGAUUUUCAUCAUCGGUGUCGAGAAGCAGGCUUCUGGUCCCAACAAGGGAAAGAUGCUCAAGGUCGUCAAGCGCAAGAUCGAGUUCAAUGAGAUCGGCUCGGUGUCCUUGAGCACCAAGAACGACGACUUUUUCGUGGUCCACAUCCCCAAGGAAUAUGACAAUGUUCUCGAAAACCUCUUCAAGACAGAACUCAUCACGGUGCUGAGUGAAAAGUAUGAGCUUCAUCUAAAACGCCCGCUCAAGAUCGAUUUUGUGGACAGCAUCAAGUACUCCGUCAAGAAAACUACCUGGCAGGCUGGAGGCUUCCAAGAGCUCAAGUUCAUCGCCGACAGCACCGCAAAGCAGCCCUUGAUCAAGCAUAGUGGCAAGACCACCGAGAUUCGAGUCGCCCCUGGCAUGCCCAAGGACUCGCGCCCCAAUGCAUCUACGCUGAUGCAGCGCGAGACCCGCCGUCCUCAGGCCCAGUCGAGCGCGCCGGCCAACCGUUUUGCCAAUGCGGCGCAGGCUGCCAGCAAAUUCACGCCGCCUGCUGCCGCUGCCGCGACUUCUUCCCUCGCUCAGAGUGGCCGCGCGGCCUCAAACAAUGCUGUCCGCGCAGGAGGAUCGCCCCCCUCGAGCAACUCGGGAUCGGCUGCAAACUUGGCAAACGCCGCGGCAGCCAAGCGCAAGCCCCCGCCCGUGCCUCCCGCCAAGAAACUGCCGACCUGCCGCGCCCUCUAUGACUAUGAUGCCACCGAAGCGGACGAGCUUUCAUUCAAGGCCGGAGACACCAUCACAAUCAUCAACUCAGACGAUCCUGGGUGGUGGACUGGCAACCUGAACGGCAAGCGUGGCCUGUUCCCUAUGAAUUAUGUGGAGAAGCUUGCUUGAAGGCUGUGAGUGCCCUCGGGAUUCCCGUUUCCUCCCUCUCCAAAUGUCUCAGUCGCGGAUAUCCGCCAGCUCAACAUUGGACAGGAUUUGAAUGCCCCAUCGUCUUCCCUCUCCGUCAUCCUUGUCGUUGUAUUAAUGGCUUGAUCACUCGCGCUCCCUGUCCAGCAACUUUGAUCUGCGCUGGUUCAGCCCACUUGUUGUGCUCCUUUCCUUUCCCUUCCCUCCUGCCAUGUUGAUAGAUGGCGCUCUCGAACGCGACCAAAAUACAGAGAUGGGCCUCAUUUCCUUCCA